GAAACCCCAGCCCAGUGAGAACUGCACAGCCACCUUGAAAGGGGGAUAUCCUGUGCAGGACUGAAUAGAAAGCAGUCUGAGAUGUUGGUAAGGUCCCAAGGCAGAUCCAUUUAGCUGCUUCCAAUUCAAGGAUUCCAAACCCAAUUUCCUUUGGUCUCUAUCAUGUCUCUAGCCAUCACUCCCAGUCACCCCCAAGAAGCUCCAACUAUUCUUAUUCUUAUUAUCAAUGGUUCUCCUCCUCCUCAUUUUAUCCUCACAACAACCCUGUGAGGUAGGUUAGGUAGUGCGUGAUUGGUUCAAAGUCAUCCAAUGAACUUCACGGCCAAGUGGGGAUUUGAACCCUGGUCUCCCAGGUCCUAGCCUGGUGCUCUUAACCACUAUGCCACCCUGGCUUUCUUAAGCCAGGAGUAGUCAACACGGUGCCUUCCAGCUAUUUUUGGACUCCAAUCAGCCCCAGCCGGCAUGACCUCUGCUCAGGGAUGAUGGAAAGUCACAGUUUUAACUACAUCUGGAGGACAGCCAGGUUGCUGGAAGGUGUUUUGGCUUCAUAUGGAAAGCAGUCCACAGCUGGAGGCAGUGAUGCUUCUGAAUACCAGUUGCUGGAAAUCACAGGAAGGGAGAGGGCUCUUGUGCUUGAAUCCUGCUUACUGGUUUCCCAGGCAUCUGGUUGUCCCCUGUGAGAACAGGAUGCUGGACGAGAUAUCUAGCAGACUCUUUUUAUGUGUUUAUAGUAGAGGGAAAUCUAUCAGUGCUUAUAAUUUCAUAAAACCUCUUUCACGUUUAUGCACACCCUUCUUAACCCCUAAACCAAAAACUAUGGGUGAGUGGGGGGAAAGGGAGGGUGAAAAUGACUUCCCUAAAAUUUCUUCAUGUUAUUUAUGAAUGGGCAAGCAGGGGGUAUAUUUUGCCAAAUAUUCUUCAGGGCCAUAUUGAACUUCUCUUAACAGUUUGUGGUGGGGGGUAGAAAAGGGAAAUGCUUAAAAGGGGAGACAUUUUUGGAUUGGACCUACUAAAAAAUCCUCACACACUGUGCAAGGAAGGUUCUGCAGGUUCUUGAAUAAUUGUCGCUGCCCUUUUCAAUAUCUUUCCCAGCUCUUUGACAUCCAGCUUGAGAGACGGGGUGACCAGAACAGGACGCUGUGUCCCCAGCAUGGCUGUGCCUUAGAUUUAUAUAAUGACGCUGAUGCUUGCAAUUUUAUUUUCAAUCACUUUCCUAAUAAUUCCUAGCAUAGAACAUUCAAUUUCUUAUGUCUGUAGCAUACUGAGUAUGCAUACUUGAAGGUAUCUUUCUUGGGUAGAUACAGACAAUUUCAUAGAGUCAAAAAAACGGUAGAGUUGGAAGGGGGUUCCCGAAGAGUCAUCUAGUCCAACCCCCUGCAAUGCAGGAAUCACAGCUAAAGUAUCCCUAACAGGUGGCCAUCCAACCUCUGCUUUAAAAUCUCCAGUGAAGGAGAGCCCUCCUGCUUCCCAGGUAGUCCGCUUUGCUGCCAAACAUCUCUUACCAUCCUCAUGCAAGGCUGAUGCUCUGAGCUGUGGUCCUUCCCCUAUAUCAAGACAUCGCUGGGGAGAAAAUAAGGUUGAGGACAACAGAAUGAAAAAGCAAUAAGGGGAGAGGAUAUUUCAUUUUGCUCCUUGCAUACAAUGCAAGUAGUUUAGCUGUAAUAAGGCCAUCCCCUCAAUCCUGAAGAACAUAAAAACUGAAAAAUGAGCCUGAAAAAUGCUGGAUCAGACCAAUGGCCCGUCUAGUCCAGCAUCAGAAGAACAUAAGGAGAGUGUGCUGGAUCAAGCCAAUGACCCAUCUAGUCCAACAUCCUAUCCUCACAGGGGCCAACUAGAUGCAAGCAGGAUAUGAGCACCAAACCACUCUCCCUGCUUGUGAUGUCCAGCAAGUAGCAUUCAGAGGCAUGCUGUCUCCAACAGUGAAGACAGAGUCAUGGUCUCCCUAAAUUGUGUGGUCUCUUUGCAGGGGAAAACAGCUGCCAUGCCAAUGCCUGCCCCCCAGAGACAGCGGCAGGAUGUCUUCUACUGCCCAUCUGGGUACCAGUCUGAGUACACACUCUUUCACACCAGCCGGGUAAUCAAGUACGUCUUUUUGGAUGGGAGUCAGAACAUUGUCCCAGCUGCUGCUGCUGCUGCAGCACACACUUCGCCAGUCUUGGAGUCUCAAGUGGGCUACCUGGAGUCAGCUAAGGGCUACUAUUACCCAUUCAUCAUUCCUGACCACAGCCUAGCCAGUUCUUACUGGUCUCCCGACCUGGAGAGACUCCCCAUCUUUGUCACUCUCUCCAAGAGCCAGGAAAAGCUGAGCGGCGGCUGGGGGCGCCCACUCAUCUCUCGGGACCGGCUGCCCAUCUUCCGGCAGUUGUGUGGAGAACUGGCUGGGUUGGCAGUCCACAGCCGCGAGGACCUAAUGGUACCCAAAGCUGCGAAGGAGGAGAUGGAGAAGCCUGAGGACCUUGAGGCAGUGGGACUUGGCAAUCUGCUGGACGGCGAGGAUGGGGAGGAGAAGGAAGGGGAGUCUGGCAGUUGCAUGAUCCAGACUUCUCCCAGGGAAAGGGAAACUCAGCUCUAAGGGGCUUCUCUCUGAAUUCACAAUAUAAUCUGUGAUGCCAAAAGACCAGUGGGUUUUGUUUUUUCUUCUAUGGUUUUCCAGCUGAAAGUCCUGGGGGAUAACCAGCUUCAUAUAACCAACAUACUUAAUUCUAAUAAAUGCACGACGGAGU
This is a messenger RNA of Podarcis lilfordi (Lilford's wall lizard), 2723 nucleotides long. NCBI's taxonomy places the organism in Eukaryota, Metazoa, Chordata, Lepidosauria, Squamata, Lacertidae. The record is from the annotation of a GenBank genome assembly.